This is a messenger RNA of Oikopleura dioica, 888 nucleotides long. NCBI's taxonomy places the organism in Eukaryota, Metazoa, Chordata, Appendicularia, Copelata, Oikopleuridae. The record is from the annotation of a GenBank genome assembly.
AUGAACAUUGAGAACAACACUCAAGCAAUAAAUGCAACAGCUGAUAGUGCUUGCGACAGUGGAAUACAGUGGAUUUUCCUUCUUUUCGGUGAGUGCGUUUCUUCGCCCACUGAGACCGUCGGCUUUUUCCUCGGAAUCUUCUCAAUUCUGUGCUGGUUCCUCGUCUACUUGCCUCAACUCUAUGAGAACUACAAAAGAGGACGCUGCGAUGAUGCCCUGUCAAUUUGGUUUUUAAUAUUUUGGCUCUUUGGAGACACUGCCAACUUAACAGGAUGUCUACUAACGCAUCAGUUCCCGAUUCAAACUCUGACAGCGAUCUACUACGUUAUGAUGGACGUAGGAAUCAUCGCUCAGUUUUUCUACUACACGCUCAAGAACCAAACCAACCAUCCUUUGGAUUGGCAAUCUCUUUCGACAGCAGCCUUGGUUGUCGGUAUUCCUUUGACAACACAACAGACAUUUGGGACAGAAAAAUUGACAUUUAAGUCCACCGCCGAAGAGAUUGGUUACCUCGUUGGACUGAUGUCUACGUUGUUUUACCUGGGUUCUCGGCUGCCUCAAAUUAUCAAAAACUUCAAGCGGGGCAAAACUGAAGGCGUUCAUCCUUUCACUUUCCUGCUCGCUGUGGUUGCAAACUUUGCUUACGCUGCUUCUGUUUUACUCAGCAAGGCAGAGGAUGGCCACUCUUAUAAGUACUUCGUCAUGCAGCAUUUACCUUGGCUGCUUGGCUCACUUGGGACUGUCGCUCUUGACUUGACGAUCCUGCUCCAAUGUUUGUUUCUUGGAAAAUCAGGAGACUCGAUGAUGAGCAAAAUGUCUUACGAUGAACUAGAUGAUCUCUUGGAUAUCUACAGCGAGUACGAACCUCUUCUCAGACGACCCCAAUAA